CACACGUACACUGUAGCUCAGAAUAACACGCAUGGCUACUUAAGGACAUGCGAGGGUAAAACACGAGACGACUCACCGUGCAUCUUAUGUAAGCGACGGGUUCCUUUCACUUUCGAUUUGAGCGAGUAUUUGAAGGAGGGAGGAAACACAAACCCGGUAAUUGUUCACCAGCAGACCCCCGAAACGUUGCCAAAAGCAGAAGUUACUACUUCCGGGUUGACAUCAACAAUCACAAGGACAAUCACCAUGAGCUUCCGGGGGCAGGAGCAGUUGGAGAAGAAGUACGACCCCCGGGACACCACCCUGAAGUUUGUCAAGAGGAAGGACGACCUGGAUCCAGUGUGUGAUGAAGAUGAUGGUCUCAGAGCACAGAUGUCCUGCGGCCACGCCGUCACUCCUCAAUCCCUCACACAAUGGUGUCUCAGCCAGCUGGAUGAUGGUUAUUACAAAUUCAGAUGCCCUGCAGUGGUGGAAGGGACCACACAGUGCAAUAAAUUGUGGUCGUACAAAGAGGUGCGCAGACUGGCGGAUCUGUCUGUCGAAGAAAUGCAGUACUUUGAGGAGGUCAUGUCUCGCCUGGCUGCUGCAGAAUACUGUGAGAUACAACCAUGCCCACAGUGCAAGACGAGUGUGGAGAGGAAGGACUUCUCCAACCUUUGUGUCCAGUGCUCCAUAUGCACAGCGGAUCUGAACAAGACUUACCAGUUCUGUUGGCAGUGUAUGAAGGAAUGGAAAGGUCCAGGCCCUCGAUCUGACCGCUGCGGCAGUGACGACUGCAUCAACAGGGACCUCCAGCUUCUGCAGACCUGCAAGACCAUCAGCCUACCCGCGGUGGAGGGGGUCACCGACUGCCCCUCGGUCCGAGCCUGUCCCACAUGCGGCAUGAAGGUGGAACACAGCCAGCAAUACUGCAAAAAUAUCGACUGCCCUCGCUGCCACGUGGUUUUCUGUUUCGUCUGCCUGAAAUUAAAGAGUGAAUGUUGUAAAAACAGUUCACCGUACAAAAUCUGUCCGAGUGGAGUGGCUCCUAGACAGGCUGCUAUCCCCGUGUGGCAGAGGAAAUGAAAAGAGAGGUUACAUGUAACCCCAUAGUAAGCUAUGGGGUUACAUGUAAUCAGGAUUGUGUUAUCUGAUCAUGCAAAUAAAUGUCUGUAAUUUGCCCGGAUUACAUUAACAAACAUGUGCAAUAAGCUAAUGAUUACAUGUACAAAUACAUGGUUAACUUGUGUACAUUUUGUCUUGAAAGUAUGGAAUUUUUCUUCAUGAGAACGAAAUGCUGUUUACAAUUUUAUCUACGUUUAAAACUGAAGAUGAACAUUUUGAAGAUGUACACAACAUUCAUGUUCACAGUACCCCUGUUAGUAACAGUACUGAUUUGUAAAGGUUAUUAAACUUGAUCAAAUUCCAAUGUUACAUAUACAAAUGUGCAUUAAAAUCAUCUUGAGAAAAAUUGGUGACACAAUUUUUUGAGGG
Molecule: messenger RNA, 1473 nt
Organism: Eleginops maclovinus (Patagonian blennie)
Lineage: Eukaryota; Metazoa; Chordata; Actinopteri; Perciformes; Eleginopidae
Exons: 4
Coding region: 247-1065 (272 amino acids)
Source: RefSeq, a predicted model, not a curated record